This is a messenger RNA of Dermacentor albipictus, 1434 nucleotides long. The record is from RefSeq and is a predicted model, not a curated record. Lineage: Eukaryota; Metazoa; Arthropoda; Arachnida; Ixodida; Ixodidae.
UUACUUUUUUAUGCGUUUUGCCGCCAUCACUGAGCAGCCAUUGGUCGAAAAUGACCGGGCCGCGCCCAUUUUGUCUGUCAAUCACGCGACGUCAGGAACCCGCAAAAACUGUAAUCGUCAUCGUGACGUUGACGCACUCAUUAUGCGGAGCAAAAGGCACGGAUAUUUGGCACGGCCAGAGGCAGGGUCGUUUCCGAAGGCAUAACAAAAAUGGCCGCCCCUCUGAUUGCUAUGGCCGUGGCUCUUCGCCGUCGCCGACGUGAACACGGAGAGCCAGACGACGCGUUUGACAUGCCGGAUGACCAUUUUCGACGGCAUUUUCGACUCUCGAAGGGAACGGUGCGGUUGUUGUGCGAGGAACUGGCGGGGGAACUAGAAGCGGAGCGAGCGACGGGACUGUCGGUGGAGCGGAAGGUGUUGUGUGCGCUGCGCUUUUUUGCCACUGGGAGCUUCCAAGCGUCCGUUGGGAGCGAGGAGACGAUUCGUGUGUCGCAGUCGACAGUGAGCGAGUGCGUGCGACGGGUGGCAGAGGCUGUUGUGAAGGCCGGGGCGCGCAACAAGUGGGUGCAUUUUCCUAAGGCGGCCGAGGAAAAGGCAGCCGUAAAGGAAGGCUUUCUUCGGCGCGGUGCUAUCCCCGGUGUCAUAGGAUGCGUCGACGGCAGCCUCGUAGCUAUUGUCGCACCGAAGGGUGAGCGCAAGGCUGCGUUCAUGUGCCGCAAGGGAUACUACGCCCUCAACUGCAUGUUCGUAAGUAAACCUCACGUUUUCUGGUGCCGAUCCUUUUUGACAAUCCGCGAUGCGGACAUGAAAAUCUUGGCCGUGGACCCUCUGCGACCGGGGUCGGACCACGACGCUUUUGUCUGGCGCACGACAUGGUUGCGCCGGCGGUUUGAAGCGGGCCGCAUCGUGAAUCCCGGAGAAUACCUCCUCGGUGACAGUGGCUACCCCUUGGAGCCGUGGCUCCUGACCCCAGUUCCUGGCCAUCCUCCAGCGCAGACAGCCGAGGGGCAGUACAACACAGCACAUGGCGCCAUGCGUUCCGUAGUGGAGAGGUGCAUUGGGCUCUUAAAGAGCCGUUUCCGCUGUCUUCAGCGAUAUCGCACCCUCCUCUACGAGCCGGAACGUGCAGCCAACAUUGUCGCGGCAUGUGCUGUGUUGCACAACCUUCGCCUGUCUGAGGGCAACAUAGACUCGGGCGAUGAUGACAGCGAUGACGACAGCAGCAGCAGCAGUAGUACUGAGCUCUGCGGUAAUGACGACCCCAUUCCGCAAGGUCUGCCCCGAAACACAGGGUCGAGAAUGAAUUAUUUGAGAGGCCGGGCCGUCCGUGACUCUGUGAUUGGAAUGUUUGGGACAACCCGUGCGCAGCACAUACAGUACCUGAGAAGUGUUCGGCGGCAGCUGCGACGUCAACAGCAGCGUCAGCAUCGCUAG